AAAGAAAUAAAAAGAAAAAUAAGCCAACACAACACGAGUUCUGUUCAGACACACAAAACUCCAGUAACUUCGAGUCCACACAAGAAAAAUUCUUCAUCUCUAAUCUUCUUGUCUUCUUUCUUCUUCCUUUUCUUCUGAGUGUAGAUCUCCCCCGUAGCUCAACUGACUAAACCCAUAAAUAUUUUAACAAUAAGACCCCAAAAGUAAACAUAUUUUAUUUUCAGAAGAUAAUGCAAGAGGCUGUAGCAGCAGCUGAACCAGAAGCAGAGGAUGAGGAAGCUAAGCUCCAGUUCCUCUUCAAUGGCAAUCACUAAGCUCACUCUUCUCUCCUUCUACUAUUUGCUUUUCUCCGUUCUACUCUCUACAUUAUCUCAAGCUAAAAAAUUUCCGUUGGUCUCGGAGAUCAAGAGGCAAGAACAAGACAAUGAACCGUACGUGGGUGUGAACAUAGGCACCGACGUUUCGAACCUUCUAUCGCCUGCGGACCUUGUCUCGUUUCUUCAAUUUCAAAAGAUAAACCAUAUUAGGCUCUACGAUGCAGACCCCGAUAUUCUUAAGGCUUUGGCCAAGACUAAAAUUCGGGUCAUGAUAAGUGUACCCAAUAACCAGAUUUUAGCUAUUGGGUCCUCUAACACUACCGCCGCCGCAUGGAUCGACCGGAACGUCGUCGCUUACUACCCCGAAACGCUUAUAUCGGGCAUUGCGGUUGGGGAUGAGGUCUUUACGACGAUACCCAGUUCGGCUCCUCUGCUUCUUCCGGCGAUUCAGUCCCUCUACAAUGGUUUAGUGGCCUCGAAUCUCCAUAGCCAGAUAAAGAUUUCGACCCCUCACGCAGCUUCGGUCAUUCUUGACCCAUUUCCACCGUCCCAAGCUUUCUUCAACCAGAGUCUGACCCAGUUCGUCCUUCCUCUUCUACAGUUUUUGUCUAAAACGGGUUCGCCUCUGAUGAUGAAUCUUUAUCCUUAUUACGUUUUUAUGCAGAACAAAGGGGUUGUUCCUCUUGACAACGCGCUCUUUAAGCCAUUAACACCCUCUAAAGAGAUGGUUGACCCCAAUACUCUGCUUCAUUACACUAGUGUGCUCGACGCCAUGGUUGACGCUGCAUACUUUUCCAUGAAGAACCUUAACAUUACAGAUGUUGUGGUUCUUGUCUCGGAGAGUGGGUGGCCUUCGAAGGCCGAUUCCAAAGAGCCUUAUGCAACCAUUGAUAACGCAAAUACGUACAAUUCGAACCUGAUUAAGCAUGUUCUUGACCGCAGUGGAACCCCUUUACACCCGGAAACGACGUCGAGUGUUUACAUAUACGAGUUGUUUAAUGAGGAUUUGAGGUCACCGCCGGUGUCUGAGGCCCACUGGGGUCUUUUCUAUGGGAACUCGUCGGCGGUUUAUUUGCUUCACGUAUCGAAUAGUGGGACUUUUUUGGCUAAUGAUACGACAAACCAGACUUACUGCAUUGCCAUGGAUGAGGUUGAUUCGAAGACAUUGCAGGCGGCAUUGGAUUGGGCUUGUGGACCAGGGAGAGCUAAUUGUACAGAGAUUCAGCCUGGGGAGGAUUGUUAUUAUCCUAAUAAUGUUAAAAAUCAUGCCUCUUUUGCCUUUGAUAGCUAUUACCAGAAGGAAGGGAGGGCUGCUGGUUCUUGUGACUUCAAGGGUGUGGCCACAAUCACUACCACCGACCCAAGUCACGGGAGAUGUCUUUUUCCUGGAAGUAAGAAGUUGAGCAGUAAUAAGACAAGGCAGGUAGUGAACGCAACACAUUCAAGUAAUGGAGCAGGGGACAGAUUACAAUUCAUUGCCUUAAGAAGCAGCAAUCCAAUAAUAAGUGGAUUAAUCAAAGAAUUAGUCUCAUUUUUUGUUGUAGCUCUCUCUAGUUUGAUAUUCUUUGAUAUAAUGACUCCAUGCUGAGGCAGAAAAUAAAGCAUUUUUUAAAACAUGUAAUGUAAUGCUAUUUCUUGAUGAGCCGGUGUUCUGUAUAGAAGCUCUAUUCUUAGAUAUCUUUAUCAGAGUGCAGUGUAGUGCAGAUGAUUUUUGGUGGAGGGCUUCUCGUCUGUAAUUAACAUAUGUUUUAUAUAAGUUGAGUAUCAAGUUUUUAGUUGUC
Messenger RNA from Humulus lupulus (European hop), 2098 nucleotides. Its product is annotated as glucan endo-1,3-beta-glucosidase 1. Gene Ontology annotation, molecular function: hydrolase activity, hydrolyzing O-glycosyl compounds. Bases 271 to 1905 code for a protein of 544 amino acids. Gene Ontology annotation, cellular component: plasma membrane. The record is from RefSeq and is a predicted model, not a curated record. The transcript is spliced from 4 exons. Gene Ontology annotation, biological process: carbohydrate metabolic process. NCBI's taxonomy places the organism in Eukaryota, Viridiplantae, Streptophyta, Magnoliopsida, Rosales, Cannabaceae.